UCUCCCGACCACGCCGAUCACAGCUGAUCCAUAACAAACGUAAACAAAACCAUCAAAGAUACCUAAAAAGACAUAAAAAGGCAUCUACCCAUAGGUAGAAACCCUUACAGGACAUAACGAGGACACGGCAAGAUGUCCUAUUACCAGCAAAAAGUGUGUAACAAAAUCCUCCAGGAGUAUUUCGGUGACAUAGUUGCCAAAGUAGGGCAGGUCUUGUUCCAGAGAGGAAGGAACCCGCUAAGAGUGAUCUGCGCCAACGCCAGACUCGCCCCCACCAAGGUGUCCCAGGCACUGGCAGUGCUAAUACAACACAACCUGGUCGUCUGGGAGGAGUGGAGGAGAGGAAUACCUGCCUAUACUCUGCUGCAUGACAGAGUACUGCUGAUUCUCAGGUUCCCCAGGUAUGUGUAUCUUGUGCGAGAACAGUUUGGGGAAGAGGCAGAGAUGGUGGUGGAUGUGUUGCUGAAGGAGGGACAAGCCACCGCCUCCCAUGUUAUAGUCACAUCUUCCCUCAAGUUGAUAGAAGCUGCUGAGAAUGCCCCCACCCCAGCCCUAACUUCAGAGAGCUUUGAUCAGCGCCACAUAUCCCAGCGUAACCAACUCCAACGGUUGAUAGAGGCCCAGUUUGUGCAGCGCUGUCCUACUCCUCAGAACGCUGACCAAGCUGUGCCUGUGCUCUCAAUCAAGGGGGAUCUGCUGUACAGCUUCCCCAAUGAUCUCCUGGACCUUAAGGCUCUGCAGCAAGACAUACAGCUUCGAGCCACCAACACCACCACCUCUACCACCACCUCUGCCGCUGCUACCACUCAGCCCAAAGUCACGCACCCUGAUGCCAAUGUGUUCUGGCGGUUGAAUUACGACAGGUUCCAUAUUGAGUUCAGGGACAGUGAGAUUUGCAACAGCAUAUCACGGCGAGUUGACCCUCUUGCUGGCGAGUGUCUGUCAGCAAUGCUCAAAAUAUCCUACUUAAAGAGCGAUCCCUGGGAUGCAUCUCUGAACCCUGUGAGUUUAGCAGAGGUCAGGGAGCAGCUGAAGGACCUAAAGCAUCUGGACCAGUACUUAAGGAUCCUGGAGGAGGAAACUGGGGGGUGUGUACGAAGGAUAGGAGAUGCAGGAGGGGGACAGUUUCGUGUUGAGCUUGGUGAGGCUUAUAGAAAUCUGACACACACACUAAUAUAUCAAAUUGUGGAGGAGAGAUUGGGUUCGAAAGCAGCUAGAAUUUUUCGACUGAUCCACAAGAAUGGAAUGAUGGAGCAAGACCAAGUGGCAGACUUAGCAAUGAUUAGCAAAAAGGAUGCAAACUUGAUAACAUUCCGACUCACACAAGACCAUCUAAUUCUCAUCCAUGAAGUUCGGAAAACACUUGCACCAUCCCCAGCUAACAAAAUAACAUACCUCUUCCACAUAGACAUGGAAGCUGUAGUCCGUAUGUGUCUAGACUGGACAUACAGAACAAUAUACAACUUAAUGGUGCAGAGAGAGAUGACACAGUCUGACAACUCAAGACUGUUAGACAAACGGAUGCGUGUAGAUUCAAUCGUGGAGAACUUGAGGCAGAGUGGAGGCACAGAAGAGCAGGUUAGAGAGGUGGAGGAGAUGAUGACCCCAGCAGAGGUACAGCAAGUGGAGAAGGUGUCAUCAACACAGGAUCGUUUGUUUGACGCAGAAAUUGGAUUAGACGAGACCAUUUUUGUGCUGCAGAUGUUCUUGUAUUACCAGAGGCAACAUGAUUGAUGUGUGUGUGUGUGUGUUUAAGUGAUCUUGUGAAAGUAUGGAAAGGUUUUUAUUGUUAUAUUUAUUUUAGUAUUAGGAAAAGUGAAUCCAGAGUAACUUAGUAAUUGGGGGUAUACUUACAUAUGGUGUUGCCACAGACUAUAUGCAAUGCCAAGUGUAAGAGAAGAUGUAUGUCAUUGUUCCAUCAUCAAAUCAAAAGGCAUUAAAAACAUUUAAUCAUAUAAAAACAUAAUUUUGGAAUAACUAAGGCAAAGGACUGCAAUAUGAUCAACAGAGGGAAAUUGACAUAUGUCUUUUGACUCUGAACAUGACAGCAAUGUGGGACAGGAACUAUCUGUCAACACACAAAGUGGAUUCACUACAAUUUUCAUAAAAAAUAAAUAUAUAUAAAUAAAAAAAAAAAUUAUAAUAAUAAUAAUGUGAAAGGAAGCCACAAUAUAUAUGAUUACAUUUAAUCAACUUGUUUUUUUUCCCAAACUAUUAAAACUUCCAUUAGAAGUAACAUUUAAAAACUAUCCACAAACUAAACUUAUAUUGUGAGCUUUCCUUAUUAAUUAUCAUUAUUAUUAAAAUAAUUAUAUAAAUGAGUUAUGUUGAAAUUGCAUUGUUAAUCUUUGUUUUUCUUAACAAUAACAACAAUAACAGAAGGGUAAAGAGAGAACAGAGAUAUUCAAGCAAUGAGUGAAUAAAUACAAACCAAACCUGACCAACAAACACUUUUCUCUUCCUUCACUCCCUUCUCUUUUCUUUAAUUCUCCUUAGAUACAAGUUUGGCAGCAUCCAUGGUGCCGGCACCAUCAUUGGAAAUGGAUGGGUUAUGAGCCUCACUACCUCUUUUUUCCCCCAUUUUACUGCCCCUAUAUUCUCUACAACCUUUCUUGUGUUGGGGUUAGAAAAUCAACUUAAAUUUGCAUCCUUUUGUAUUGACCCCUUGUCCAAUGUGCAGUCCUAUGGUCCAUUGCCAUAUGACUUUUAAGCAUGGGGGAAACCGAAAAUGAAGAUGUUAUAAAAAAAAGUUGUGGGGACACUAGGCAUGAAAAGAGUACUACUUGGACUGCAUUUAAGUGCUAUCUAGAUUCCUCAACCAACAAACACUGAGCGACCAUUAAAUCAAAGAAAUCUUUCCUUUAAUCAAUGACAAUUGUUUAGCUUUGAGUUCAAAACAAAUAUCUAUGGUGAAAAAAAACAAAAAAAAAAAUCUUUCAUUUAUUUAUAAAGUAAAUCAAUAUACAUCAGAAUAAUUCCAUUAGAAAAGACUAGCACACCAACAGCUACAGAAGAAAUAAGAUUUAACAUUACUAUUCCCUGGUGAGGUUCAGAGCACUGUUAGCUUGUAAUGCUAGCAUGGGAAGAAAAGAAAAAAAAAAAAAAAUAAAUAAAUAAAUAAAUAAAAAAAAAAAAAAAAAAAAAAA
Molecule: messenger RNA, 3146 nt
Organism: Portunus trituberculatus (swimming crab)
Lineage: Eukaryota; Metazoa; Arthropoda; Malacostraca; Decapoda; Portunidae
Gene: Polr3C
Product: DNA-directed RNA polymerase III subunit RPC3-like
Exons: 6
Coding region: 133-1734 (533 amino acids)
Biological process (GO): DNA-templated transcription
Cellular component (GO): RNA polymerase III complex
Molecular function (GO): single-stranded DNA binding
Source: RefSeq, a predicted model, not a curated record